This is a messenger RNA of Chrysochloris asiatica (Cape golden mole), 1071 nucleotides long. Its product is annotated as testis-expressed sequence 13A protein-like. The record is from RefSeq and is a predicted model, not a curated record. Lineage: Eukaryota; Metazoa; Chordata; Mammalia; Afrosoricida; Chrysochloridae. The coding region runs from base 1 to 1071 and encodes 356 amino acids. The transcript is spliced from 2 exons.
AUGGCCUUGAAUCCAGAAGACCCCUUUGGUGGAUUCCAACAUGCUGAGGUGGUGGCCUUCAUUAACAGGAAGAUACGUGGGCACGUGAAAGGCCCUGAAUUCUACCUCGAGAAUAUGUCUCUGCCCUGGGAGGAAGUGGAGGAUAAGCUCAGGGGCAUCCUAGAAGACAGCGAUGUGCCAAGCGAUGCCAAAGAGGCGUGCGCCUGGGGCAGCCUGGCCCUGGGCAUAGGCUUUGCUUGCAGGCAGAGCCAGUUACAGGGGCGCAAAGUACAGUGGUUGCAGGAUUUCGCCAAGCUGCACAGGUCAAAGGCGCAGUCCCUGGCUGCAGACCUGAGGGAGCUCACUGUGCAGCAGGAACUGGAGCGCAAGGAGGCGGCUUUCCACCUACAGCUGCUCCAGAACUCCCUGGCAGAGCAGAACCAACUGAAGUGGAAGCUCCUCUUGUCUGAGAUGCAGCAUAUUACAGAGUCGGCCACUGAUGCUGAGGCUGGGACAGAAGGCAAAGUCAAGGAGAAGGAGGUGAAAAAGGUGGCAGUGGACACAGCAGGGCCAACACCGACGAUCACCACUGCGGCUGCUGCUGCCACCUCCCCUGCUACCAAUGCUGCCACCUCCCCUGCUACCAAUGAGACACAAAUACAGCUCUUUGAAGCUAGGGAGGAGACAAAAAACACCUCUGAAAGGAAGAGGGAGGGUAAGCUCAGGUCAGUGGAUACAAGCACUCUUUAUAUCUCUGGGGGUGUGAGGUCCAAGCCCACAUUGUCACUAGUACCCAUUACUGCCCAGCCCCCUGCCUCAUUUGCAUACUCUUUAACUUCAUUGCCUCGCCUACCCAUACCACUUCCACCAAUAGUAGCUCCACCUCAGAUGGCUCCCUUCUGGCCUGAAGCAGGGACCCGGGGAAUAAAUCCUCAAGAACCUCACAGAGGUAGGCGAGAUUUUGGAUUCCAUCAUCAGAGAGGGCCCAGGCCAGGGGAUUGGCAAUGUCCCUGGUGUAAAGCUAUGAAUUUUGCAUGGCGGGAUAUUUGCUUCCGUUGUGGAAGGGGAAUCUGGCUGCAAAACUUUCAUUAA